GCCUAUCAGGAGAUGCCCCCGGUAAAUUUAUUUUAAAAAUUGUGAAUAGGGGAUGGAUGGGUUUUAUUCCUUCAAAUAUUUCCCUUGGCUUUAAGAGUAGUUUAGAGUCGGUUAAUUUUUUGAUCCGACGAUUUAUUGUCUAUGAGCCUUACGUCUCACUUAUUCAAUCGUUGGUUUAUAGGGGUAACGAGGGCCUACAGCACUGCAUGUGUUUUGUGUACAUUAGCAGUUCAAUUAGAUUUUGUGACGCCCUUCCACUUGUAUUUUAAUUGGCAUUUAAUUAUCCACGAAUUACAGUGGUGGCGGUUGUUUACUUCCUUUUGCUAUUUUGGAUCAAUUGGAUUUACUUUUCUCUUCAACAUGAUAUUCACAUAUAGGCAUUGUUCAAUGUUAGAAGAAGGCUCUUUUCGUGGAAAAACUGCCGAUUUCAUUUUUAUGUUUCUUUUUGGAUGGAUAUUUAUGAUAAUUUCUGCCUGUUUCGUUCAUUUGGUUUUUCUUGGUCACGCAUUCACAAUAAUGCUUGUAUAUGUUUGGAGUAGAAGAAAUCCUUUUGUUGGAAUGAACUUUUUUGGAAUUUUCUCUUUUUCUGCUCCAUACUUGGUUUUUUAA
Molecule: messenger RNA, 609 nt
Organism: Meloidogyne enterolobii
Lineage: Eukaryota; Metazoa; Nematoda; Chromadorea; Rhabditida; Meloidogynidae
Source: the annotation of a GenBank genome assembly